AUGGAUCAGGGAGAGACUCGCCGACACAAUGAAGAAAUUCUACGUCGUGCACGCAGUGGCGAUUUGUUGGAGUUUCCUAGAGAACUGGGCUACUCGCAUUGGGGCGUGUAUGUUGGUACUGGAUACGUAAUCCACCUGGCUGGAGAGCCUGGGGAUGGCCUGUCGACGGCGGAUGUGACUGUGAGAAAAGACAGCUUCUGGACCGUGGCGGGAAACAGCAGAGCAAGAAUUAACAAUAUCUUUGACGGCGUUGAAAGACUCCAACCUGCCAAAGAAAUUGUUAAGAGAGCCGAGAGUAAGGUCGGUCACAGGGGAUAUGACCUAGUCUCAACGAACUGCGAACAUUUCGCUACCUGGUGCAGGUACGACGUAGCCAGAAGCAGUCAGGUCGAGGCAGUUCAAACUGCCGUCAGUUCCGCACUAGACAACGUGGAAGAAGUUUUACGCAACGUCGCUGAAAACCAUCCAGACUGUGAGGGAAGAUCUGCGGCCCGGAGAUGGCUGGCGGUUGGGCAGGCUGUGAUACAGCUGAAGGACCAUUUUAUGCAAAGCAAAACUGAUCCGCAGUUGAAAGGUCUCAGCUCGAAUAAGUAG
Messenger RNA from Candidula unifasciata, 594 nucleotides. The record is from the annotation of a GenBank genome assembly. Lineage: Eukaryota; Metazoa; Mollusca; Gastropoda; Stylommatophora; Geomitridae.